This is a messenger RNA of Melampsora larici-populina 98AG31, 1824 nucleotides long. RefSeq lists its product as uncharacterized. The coding region runs from base 1 to 1824 and encodes 607 amino acids. The record is from RefSeq and is a predicted model, not a curated record. Lineage: Eukaryota; Fungi; Basidiomycota; Pucciniomycetes; Pucciniales; Melampsoraceae. The transcript is spliced from 3 exons.
AUGGACAGCAACCAGUUUCAGGAUCAAAUUGACAUGAAGUUGCGAAACACACAAGACGGAGAGAAUGACGAAAGAGGCGAGAUAGAGAACGACCCUCCCCCGCAAGGGACGAGUGACAACACGAAAGAAGAAGGGAAAGAAGGAGAACCUAGCACGGUCCCCUCCCAAGAGGUGAACCAACCCCCGCAGGAUUUGGAUUCUCAACCUGCGAAGAAGCAACCGAAAGGUAAAGCAAAAGCUAAGCCUGUGGGUCCAAUUCGAAUCAAACCCCUAACCCGGCAACAAGAGCAGAUCAAGAUAGCCGAGGAGAAGGAAGCCGAAGCACGAGCCAAACUUAUGGACAAGAGGUUGGCGAACGAAAGAGCGGUGCAACGGAUCAAAGAGUUGGAACAGUUAUUAGGGGAAAGAGGAGACGGGGAAGGCAAAGAAGAAAGGAGCGAUGCAGAGGAAGAUGAAGAGGUAGAGAAUGCAGAUGUGUGGGGAGCCCUCGAAGGCAAUGAGGGUGAAAACCUGAGAUGUGAGAGGAAUGACCGGGUAGUAGGGGGUGUGGUGAUUGAGGAACGUCCGGGGACCAUGCAAGAGAUGAACCUGGGGAUGAGGAAAAAGAGAUUAGAGCAAUUCUCCGCAAGGAAUGCCUCUCCGGAGAUGAACUUAGGAAUGGGAACUGACAUCUGGGUGACGGUCUUAGUAGUAGAACCAGUCGCAUUGACAGCUACAGAAAGGUUGGCCAAGAGAAUGGACAAAGAAAUCGAGCUAGCCUUCCGGAACCAUGACAGGCGGCUGUAUGAUGAGUUGGUGGAAGCGAAAAGGGAGUGGAAGGAGUUCAGCAAGAAGAAAGGUAGUGGUGGCGAGACUCAAGCCACAUCUACGGCAGCAGAACCCAAGAAGAAGAAGAAGGUCCAGGUGGAUUCAGGGAACUCCCUGACUCACGUCUUAACCCCCCUUUCCGGAUACUGGGCUUCGGUGAUGUCUGACCUGAACCGUAUGAUGUCAACGAAGUCAUCCCGGGCGAAGACGAAGGACGCCGACUCACACUCCUACAACGGAACCCCAAUCCCGAACGAGUGGAGGACGACGGUGGCCCAAUGGCACCGCCAGAAAAACCUCUUUAUCGAGUACUUGCUAUUCUACAAGCAAGACGAUGUGGCUAAGGCUAUGAAGCAACACUUUGAAAACGUGUUGGAGAUUCAGAGCGAGAACGAAGAUGGUUGGAUGGUGGCGUUUAGGUAUGACUUGGAGAUGAGACAAGCAUAUAUGACCUUUAAGGUUGGGCCUGAGGAGAAGAUGCCGGACAUUGGAGUCAGAGAUGUGAAAGUAUUGAAAAGAGCGGAGAGAGAGACAACACGGAGAGGUGAUGACACUUAUCUGGAUAAUCCGUACGCAUUUGGAGCGGUGAAGGCGAUGAUAGACCCGAUUGAUCAGGAGAACUGGGAAGGUCGGAGAGGGACAUGGUGUGAUACGUCAAGGAACAAAGCGAAGGAAGCAAAGUCAGAGAAGGUCAAAGCGACGAAAGCCACUCAAUCAGUUCGGUCAACACUCUGGGCCCAAGCUCGACAUGAAUCCCACUUACCAGCAACGACACCAUCAACCUUCACCUCGUCAACCUUCCAAUCGACGGUACCGUCUACACAGGCAGCGCCAAUCCCGACAGGUCCAGCAGCUGAGAGGGGAGGAGGAAACCCUUACCGAGGGAAGAACUUCAUCAGGAAUUUUAACAAGAGGAAAGCGGAUGGGGUAGCAGGCGGUAGUGGUUGGAAUGGUGGUGCAGGUACUCCAAAGGGAGGAAGGGAUAAUGGCUACGGGGAUAGAAACCCAAGGAAGUGA